This is a messenger RNA of Heterobasidion irregulare TC 32-1, 1539 nucleotides long. RefSeq lists its product as uncharacterized. Gene Ontology annotation, molecular function: FAD binding; catalytic activity. Lineage: Eukaryota; Fungi; Basidiomycota; Agaricomycetes; Russulales; Bondarzewiaceae. The record is from RefSeq and is a predicted model, not a curated record. The coding region runs from base 1 to 1539 and encodes 512 amino acids. Gene Ontology annotation, cellular component: mitochondrion. The transcript is spliced from 7 exons.
AUGCUCUCCACACGCACAGUUCCGCGACGGAUCACCCUCUCCGCACGACGGUGGGCGCAUGUAUCUGCCUCGAGCGCAUCCCGAAAGCCGCUCAAACCCGUCGCCCCCGAGGAUGUUGCCCACUUUUCCAAAAUUCUCCCGCAGACUGCCAUCCUUUCCACGCUCGCACCAUCAGCCCUACCGUCUUCCGAGCUAGAGCCAUUCAACAAUGAUUGGAUGGGAAAAUAUCAUGGCCGUGCAACCACGGUGCUGCGACCACAGACGGCCGAGCAAGUCAGCAAGAUCAUGCAGUGGUGUUAUGAGCACAGGAUAGGCGUCGUCCCACAAGGUGGAAAUACUGGCCUUGUGGGCGGCAGCGUGCCAGUCGGUGACGAGCUCAUCAUCAACUUGGGAAACAUGAACAAGGUGCGGUCGUUUGACCCUGUGUCAGGUGCAUUGGUAGCCGAUGCGGGAUGUAUUUUGGAAUCGCUGUCCGAGUACAUUGCUCCUCAUAACCACAUCAUGCCCUUGGAUCUAGGAGCGAAGGGAAGUUGCCAAAUUGGUGGGAAUGUCGCUACCAACGCGGGGGGGCUCCGCUUGCUCCGGUACGGCUCUUUACACGGGUCUGUCUUGGGCCUCGAAGUUGUUCUGCCGGAUGGCAGCAUCCUUGAGAACCUAUCUACGCUCCGCAAGGAUAAUACAGGCUAUGACCUCAAGCAGCUUUUCAUCGGAGCAGAGGGGUCGUUAGGGAUCAUCACUGGAGUAUCGAUUGCAACACCCCCCGCACCACAGGCGACGAACAAUGUCAUCCUCGCGCUGCCCAAGUUCGACAAUGUCCUUCCACUGUUCAAAACUACCAAGCAACACCUUUCCGAAAUUCUCUCUGCAUUCGAGUUCAUUGACCGAACAGCCUACGAGCUGGCUGUGAAACACGGCCAGGGCAAAGCGCUCAGUGAAAGUGAAAUCGAUGGUGCGGAAUGCUUCGUCCUGCUGGAGACGAGCGGGGGAAAAAGGGAACACGAUGAAGAGAAACUCAAUACACUCCUCGAGACGCUCAUGGAUGCGGACGAGCCGCUCAUUACCACCGGCGUCGUUUCGCAGUCGCCAGCUCAAUUUGCACAACUCUGGCGAUUGCGUGAGGGCGUAACGGAAGCUGUGUCCAAAGAGGGCAAAGCUUACAAGUACGAUAUCUCGGUUCCCCUGGCAUCGUUUAAGGAUGUCGUGGACAUAGUCCGUGAGCACCUGAGGAAACAGGGGCUGCUACACGAGGACGCUGUGAAGCAUGUCAUCGGGUACGGACAUGUAGGUGACGGCAAUCUACACCUCAAUAUCGUCGCCGCUGCAUAUGCUCCCGAGAUUGAGGCUGCUCUUGAACCCUUUGUCUAUGAGCUCGUCGCUUCUUAUAAUGGCUCCAUAUCUGCAGAACAUGGCCUUGGUGCCAUGAAGGCGCAUGCUAUCCACUACUCAAAAAGCGGGGUCGCCGUGGAUCUAAUGAAGAGGAUCAAAGAGCUGUUCGACCCGCGGGGAAUCAUGAACCCAGGAAAGGUGCUGGAAAUCUGA